Molecule: messenger RNA, 1230 nt
Organism: Phragmites australis (common reed)
Lineage: Eukaryota; Viridiplantae; Streptophyta; Magnoliopsida; Poales; Poaceae
Product: psbP domain-containing protein 6, chloroplastic-like
Exons: 5
Coding region: 1-906 (301 amino acids)
Biological process (GO): photosynthesis
Cellular component (GO): photosystem II oxygen evolving complex; photosystem II; extrinsic component of membrane
Molecular function (GO): calcium ion binding
Source: RefSeq, a predicted model, not a curated record
AUGGCUCAUUCGGUGGAGGAAGUCGAUCCUGUUUUUCCACUGGUUUGGCAGCUCUACGACGACGUCUCUAGCACCGAAUCCCUAAUUGGCAAGGAUCAAUAUCAAUCAAAGAUCCCGCCUCCAUGGUGGCGGUGGAUUUCGCUCCGGCUGCCCGCCCCGGGUUCGCGCUCUCCUCCUGCUCCGCACGCUGUGUCGUUGACUGAAAACACCGUCCCGCGGCCGGCGCCUCUCGUCGCGGUUGCCAGCCACAGGAGGGAGCUGGUGCUAGGUGCGGCGCUGAGCGCGCUGCUGUCGCGGGCGCCGUUGCCCGCCGAGGCGCGCGAGGUCGAGGUCGGCACGUACCUGCCGCCGGCGCUGUCCAAACCGGGCUUCGUCUUCUUCCGGGCCACACCCAAGGACACCCCCGCACUCCGCGCUGGCAAUGUGCAACCGUACGAGUUCAUCCUGCCGCCCAGCUGGAAGCAGACGCGGGUGACCAACAUCCUGUCCGGGAACUACUGCCAGCCCAAGUGCGCCGAGCCGUGGGUGGAGGUGAAGUUCGAGGACGAGAAGCAGGGCAAGGUGCAGGUGGUGGCAUCGCCGCUGAUCCGCCUCACCAACAAGCCCAGCGCCACAAUCGAGGACAUCGGCAGCCCCGAGAGGCUGAUCGCCUCUCUGGGGCCCUUCGUCACCGGAAACACCUUCGACUCCGACGAGCUUAUCGACACUAACGUCGAGAAAAUCGGCGACCAAACUUACUACAGCUACGUGUUGGAGACCCCGCUGGCACUGACGGGUUCGCACAAUCUAGCGAAGGCUACCGCCAAGGGGAACACGGUGGUGCUGUUCGUCGCAAGCGCCAACGACAAGCAGUGGUCGUCGUCACAAAAGGUUCUGAAGGCCAUAGUGGACUCGUUUCAAGUAUGAUUGCAGCACGUGCCAUUCUGUGAGAUGGUUGGUUUGGGUGAUGAGUCCUUGGCAACAUUAGCCGUUUGAGUUGAGUUGCUUACCUUAAGUUAUGAAAUAUGAGGUAUAUAUUCUGAUAAGGCAAACUGCUCGUUUUUUAGGCUUGGAAAGUGGAGUAAAGAACGAUUUUCUAUGGAGUUACUAUGGUGACGGUGCUGUUCAUAGCUUAUUGAAGAGGAGAGGUUAGGUGUACAAAAUGAGGAACAUAUUUGUUUUCAAUAAGAACUGUAAGUUAUAAUCAGCUUAUGCUGGUAAGUUGAAAAUGUGAACAAUCACUUUUAUGCA